AUGUGUGACGAAUCUGUGUUCUGGAAUUACAUUGUGAUUGAGAGUGUAUUCAUUGUUCUUGGAGUUAUUCACAACAAGGCAAAGAAAGCCCCGGUAGACACAGAAGCCAAUCCCGUGGCUUUGGAGGAUCCUUCCGAUCUAUCCCAACUUCAGGUUGGCAUCUCAACAGCUGUUGCUCGCCUGAAAGAUGACCUGUCGAAGCUUCGCGCCGGUGGGCGAUUCAACACUGCAUCGCUCGAAGGGUUGAAAGUCCAAUUGAGCAAAGACAGUCAUGAAUUUGUCAAAUUACGUGAUUUGGCUCAAGUUGUUCCCAAAGGAGGACGCAUGGUGACGAUAUUGAUAGCUGAAGAAGAGCAUAUCAAACCGGUCACAUCAGCGAUUGUUUCUUCGAAUAUGUCCUUGACUCCGCAACCAGACCCCCAUAACGCUCUUCAACUCAACCUUCCGAUCCCACCACCGACCAAGGAAACUCGGGACCAAAGUGUCCAAGCGGCCAAGCAGGCCUUUGAGAAAGCCGCAAGCAUGGUCCGGGACUCCAGAGGGGCUAUGCACAAGCGUUUGCAAGAUUUGCAGAAGAAGAAAUUGGCUCGACCGGACGAUGUUCGUAAGGCUCAUGACCAGAUGGAAAAGACGACCGACAAAGGCCAGAAGGAAGUCAAGGAUCUAUUUGACGCGGCUAGAAAGACAUUGGAGCAAAUAUAA
Molecule: messenger RNA, 702 nt
Organism: Penicillium verhagenii
Lineage: Eukaryota; Fungi; Ascomycota; Eurotiomycetes; Eurotiales; Aspergillaceae
Product: ribosome-recycling factor
Exons: 3
Coding region: 1-702 (233 amino acids)
Biological process (GO): translation
Cellular component (GO): mitochondrion
Molecular function (GO): ribosomal large subunit binding
Source: RefSeq, a predicted model, not a curated record